Messenger RNA from Sciurus carolinensis (gray squirrel), 4429 nucleotides. It is a transcript of the gene Ogfod1, whose product is annotated as 2-oxoglutarate and iron dependent oxygenase domain containing 1. Gene Ontology annotation, molecular function: iron ion binding; L-ascorbic acid binding; peptidyl-proline dioxygenase activity. Gene Ontology annotation, cellular component: cytoplasm. The transcript is spliced from 13 exons. The record is from RefSeq and is a predicted model, not a curated record. Gene Ontology annotation, biological process: peptidyl-proline hydroxylation; regulation of translational termination. Bases 46 to 1680 code for a protein of 544 amino acids. Lineage: Eukaryota; Metazoa; Chordata; Mammalia; Rodentia; Sciuridae.
AAGUAGCUACUUCAUCGAUGUGGCGUGGUUCUUAAGCCGUUUGAGAUGAAUGGAAAGCGGCCCGCGGAGUCCGGCCCGGCUCGGGUGGGGAAGAAGGGAAAGAAGGAGGUGAUAGCAGAGUUUUCCGACGCUGUCACCGAGGAAACCUUGAAGAAGCAGGUGGCUGAGGCCUGGAGCCGUAGGACGCCGUUCAGUCACGAAGCCAUUGCCAUGGACAUGGACCCCUUUCUACACUGUGUGAUACCAAACUUCAUCCAAAAUCAAGACUUCUUGGAAGGGCUUCAGAAGGAACUUUUGAACUUGGACUUCCAUGAAAAGUAUAAUGAUUUAUAUAAGUUCCAGCAGUCUGAUGAUUUGAAGAAGAGAAAAGAGCCUCAUAUCUCAGCAGUAAGAAAACUUCUGUUUGAAGAUUUUCGGACCUGGCUUUCUGACAUUUCUAAAAUUGACCUGGAAUCAACUAUUGACAUGUCCUGUGCUAAAUAUGAAUUUACUGAUGCCCUUCUCUGCCAUGAUGAUGAGUUGGAGGGGCGUCGGAUUGCCUUCAUUCUGUACCUCGUUCCUUCCUGGGACAGGAGCUUGGGGGGCACCCUGGACCUGUACAAUAUUGAUGAACACUUUCAGCCGAAGCAGAUUGUCAAGUCUCUUAUCCCUUCAUGGAACAAACUGGUUUUCUUUGAAGUGUCUCCAGUAUCCUUUCACCAGGUGUCUGAAGUUCUCUCUGAAGAAAAGUCGCGUUUGUCUAUAAGUGGCUGGUUUCAUGGCCCUUCAUUGACCAGGCCUCCCAACUACUUUGAACCACUCAUUCCUCGAAACCCUCACAUCCCACAAGACCAUGAAAUUUUAUACGAGUGGAUCAACCCUACAUACCUUGACAUGGAUUACCAAGCUCAGAUUCAAGAAGAAUUUGAAGAACGGUCUGAAAUUCUCCUGAAGGAGUUUCUUAAAACAGAGAAAUUUGCAAAGGUCUGUGAGGCCUUGGAGAAAGGAGAUGUGGAAUGGAGUAGCCGUGGUCCCCCUAACAAAAGGUUUUAUGAGAAAGCUGAGGAGAGUAAGCUCCCUGAUAUACUGAAGGAUUGUAUGGGGUUAUUUCGCUCCGAGGCUCUGUUCUUGCUGCUCUCCAACUUCACAGGCCUGAAGCUUCACUUCUUGGCCCCUUCAGAAGAAGAGAUUGAGGACAAAAAAGAGGAAGAAGCAAGCUGUGCUGCUGAUAGCACUGAAGAAGGGACUAGCCAGAGCUCCUCAGAGCCUGAAAAUAAUCAGGCAGCCAUCAAGAGCAGCAGCCAACAGAGCAAUGAACAGACAAACCCAGUGCCAGAAGAAGAUGAAGCAAAGAAAGAAUCAAGUGUCCCCACAUGCCAGGGAGAACUGAGGCAUUGGAAGACUGGUCAUUACACUUUAAUCCAUGACAACAGCAAGACAGAAUUUGCCUUGGACUUACUUUUCUACUGUGGCUGUGAAGGCUGGGAGCCAGAAUAUGGUGGCUUUACCUCCUACAUUGCCAAAGGUGAAGAUGAAGAGCUGCUAACGGUGAAUCCAGAAAACAAUUCUUUGGCAUUGAUCUACAGAGAUAGAGAGACUCUGAAAUUUGUCAAGCAUAUUAACCACCGAAGCCUAGAACAAAAGAAAACCUUCCCAAACAGAACUGGUUUCUGGGACUUUUCAUUUGUCUAUUAUGAAUAACAGGAGUGGGCAAGGCCAAACAAAAAAGUGACCAUCGAUACUGGGAAAGUUAGGCACAGAAUGAAGGAGAGGUACAUGGUGGCCUGAUUGCUAGUGGGUAUUCUUUGGGGGAUUGUUUUUGGCAGUGCUGGGGCUCAAAUCUGAGACCUCUUACAUGCCAGGCAAGUGCUCUGCCACCGAGCCACAUCCCCAGCCCAUCUGCUAGCAUUUUAGAACUGUUUUUCCUUUAAUAGGACUCAUGAUUUGUCCUAGACCUUGAGCUUGGAGCUAUGUACGUAUCUUUUAAUUUCAAAAAAGGUUUUUAAUUUUGUUUCACAUUGAAUUCUUCAAUUUCCACAGUGACUGCUUCAAUAAUUUUUUUUCUAACUUGUGAUUUUCAUUAUUUUGAUUGUAAAAUUAUGUAACCAAUUUUAGUCACUUAACCAUUUUUAAUUGUACUGCUCAGUGGGAUUAAGUGCAUCCACACUGUUGUGUAACCAUCACCACCUUCCAUAUCCAAAGCUCUUCCAUCUUCCCAAACUGAAAUGCUGUACCAUUGAACAGUAGCUCCCCAUUCUCCCCUACUCCACCCCCUGCCAUCCUACUUUUUCUCUAUUAAUAUACUCAUGUCCCUCAGAUGAGGAAUCAUGGAGCAUUUGUCCUCUUGUGAUUGGCUUAUUUCACUUAGUGUAGAGUCCUUGAUACAUCAGUGUUUCUUUUUUACUCGUGAUUGCAGAGCCCAUGCUUCCCAGUUACACUGGCCUAGAAAAUCACAGAAGCUUAUUUCAUGUUAAGUCUUAAGAGUUCUGAUAGCGUGAGUCAUUAUACUUUCCACUGUCUGUGGGCUGUUCCACUGUGAUUCACAGACCAGGUGGACUUAGGUGUGUAGUGCUGCUUCCUUGGAAAAGGUUCAACCUAAAACCACAUAACUGCAAGAAACAUCUGACUGGUAAAGAGGACAGGGUGCUUACUGCCAGAUGUAGUUAUUUCCAGGUACCCUUUGCCUUCCCACCUUGACGUUGUGGCUUCUGUAUAAUUAUAAUCUAGCUUCACAGGUGGCUUUCGUUUUCCUACAGUAUUUAGGUACUAUAGAACUAGUUGCCUGUUUUUCCUUUAAGAGAAUCAGAGGUAAAAGCUACAUGGGAAUGUCAGGAGGCUGUCCAUUUUACAUUUUCUCCUCAGGUGCUCCGGAGGGCUCCAUCAUGUGUGCGCACGCGCACACAGGCGCACGCACAGGUGGAUGAAAGAUGCUGUUCUCCAUCUCUAGUGUUUCCCUCUGUUUCCUUUUCUUUUUCACCUAUUUCUUACUAUUGCAAUGGUUUUUAGUGUGGGUUUUAAUAACUAGUAGGAAAAGCAUUGGACCCUUAUGUCUCAACCACUUCUCUUUCAUUUCCUGAGUAGUGAUUCCUUUCUAAAGUUUGCAGUUAAAUAAAGAAAAUGAGUUUCACUUUCUUUUAGGUCGAUGGUUUCUAUUUUUUACACAUCCCAAUCAGUAAAACACAUUUCAUUGUGUUUCUAUUAAAUGGGUAUUUAAGUUUUAUACAUGUAGUAGUAUUAGUUUUAAAACAAUAUUAUAUUAUAAAACAAAUGCUACUUUUUAAAUGAUAAAAGUAUCUAGGGUUUUAGUAUUGUAUUCCCACACCCACAUGGUGAAUGAACCAUUUUACACACAUACCAUUUUAUUUUAUUUUUUACUUUUUUUUUUUAUUCAUUGUGCACAAAUGGGGUACAACUUUUCAUUUCUCUGGUGGUACACAACGUAAAGUCACAUUGUUUCUGUAAUCAUACACGUACAUAAGGUAAGAUGUUUGUCUCAUUCCAUUAUCUUUCCGUCCCCACGCCCUCUCCUCACCCCUCAAUUCCCUCUACACAAUCCAACGUUCCUCCAGUCUUCCCUUAGACCUGCUGCCCCACCGUUACACACAUACCAUUUUAGAGACCACAAUUUUUUAACCACAGUGUAGUGAUGUUCAAGUGGGAUUGAAAAUACUUUGGUACUAAUGGCUAAUUUUGAAGCUUGCCUUUUCUAAGUUCCUGGGGCCUAAAGGUCAUCUGUACUAUUACUACUUUCACUCACUUGCUUUCCGAAGUGCUUUCACGAGCAGGCAGGGUAAGGUUAUAGUUAACAGCUUCACUCAGGGGCUUAAGCAAGAUCCAGGGAAAGGUGCUGGGUAGGUGAGACCAUCUGUGUGCCACGCUUUGGAAAUGGUGUGAGACUCCUGGCUUUCGUUGCUAUCUAAGGCCACCCAACUUUUCCAGUUCUGAAAGCUGGAUCUAAAUCUCAGAUAAUACUCACAUGAAAAUGUGCUUAUUUCUCUUUUAUCUCAUUGUGCUUAUAGUCAACAUAACAGGCUCUUCAACACUACAAAACUACAAAAACAGAUUUGGGUGUCUAAGGGAAAAGAAUCCCUAACCCUGACAUUGCUGUCAGUUCCUAUGUCUACAGUGCACAGGACUGUCAAGGAGAAGGUAAUUUGCAGGUUGCUUUUCUGCCCUGAUGAUGUGAGUAAGAAGCUGCUUUCCUCAACAGUCAGGCACCACAUGGUGAUGUUUCAGGACAGAUUGCAUAUACGAUGGUGGUCCCCUAGAUUAUCAUAGACAUGACAGAUUGCUGUCGCCUAGGGAAACCAUGGCUUCCGUUGCAAAGCCUUGCUCACGUCUGGUGAUGCUGCUGUAAACAUGCCCGUGUUACCAGUUGUAUAAAAGCAUACAGCACAUAUGUACAGUACAGUAUGUAAUAUUUGAUGAUAAAUAAAUGACUAUUAUUACU